This is a messenger RNA of Rhinocladiella mackenziei CBS 650.93, 1452 nucleotides long. RefSeq names its product adenylosuccinate lyase. The record is from RefSeq and is a predicted model, not a curated record. Gene Ontology annotation, biological process: 'de novo' AMP biosynthetic process. Gene Ontology annotation, molecular function: (S)-2-(5-amino-1-(5-phospho-D-ribosyl)imidazole-4-carboxamido) succinate lyase (fumarate-forming) activity; N6-(1,2-dicarboxyethyl)AMP AMP-lyase (fumarate-forming) activity. Bases 1 to 1452 code for a protein of 483 amino acids. Lineage: Eukaryota; Fungi; Ascomycota; Eurotiomycetes; Chaetothyriales; Herpotrichiellaceae. Gene Ontology annotation, cellular component: cytosol. The transcript has a single exon.
AUGUCCUACGACACAUGGCAAAGCCCUCUUGGGGCACGGUACGCCAGUAAAGAAAUGCUCACAUUAUUCUCAGCUCGCACUCGUGCCUCGACCUGGCGACAACUUUGGAUUUGGCUGGCAGAAGCCGAGAAGGAGCUAGGUCUUGACAUCUCAGACGAGGCCAUCCAACAGAUGGAGGCGGCUAAGAUCAUGUCUGAUGAGGACUUCCAGGUAGCCGCAGUGGAGGAGAAAAGACGCCGCCACGAUGUAAUGGCACACGUCCAUGUCUUUGGGCAGAGAGCUCCUGCGGCUGCGGGGAAGAUUCACUUGGGGGCUACAUCAUGCUAUGUGACAGACAAUGCGGAUUUGAUCUUCCUCCGAGACGGCCUUUCUCUUCUCUUACCCAAGCUGGCCAAGUGUAUCAGAAAGCUGUCUGACUUUGCAACUGAGUACAAGGCGUUGCCAUGCCUGGCCUUCACUCAUGGUCAACCUGCCCAACCUAUCACCGUUGGCCGACGAACAACACAAUGGAUCGAAUCCCUAUUGAUGGAUUUGAGGAACAUUGAACGAGCCAGAUCGGAUCUCCGCUUUAGAGGGGCCAAAGGAACCACCGGCACACAAGCAUCUUUCCUUGAGCUCUUCCACGGUGACCAUGAAAAGGUACGGCGGCUGGACGAGCUCAUCACCAAGAAAGCCGGAUUCGCCAAACGGUCAAUUGUCUCGGUGCAGACAUACAAUCGUAAAAUUGAUUUUGACAUUGCCAGUGUCCUGGCGUCGUUGGGAACAACAUGCGAACAUAUCGGAACCGACAUCCGACAUCUGGCCAUGCUCAAGGAAAUUGAAGAACCUUUCGAGAAAGACCAGAUAGGAUCGUCCGCAAUGGCCUACAAACGAAAUCCCAUGCGGUCGGAACGUAUGUGCUCUCUCGGGCGAAAACUUUCAUUCCUUCCCCUCGGAUAUGGUGCGACAUAUGGGCACCAGUGGUUCGAGAGAUCGUUGGACGACUCCGCAAUUCGAAGGAUUGAUGUCCCAGAAAUGUUCUUGAUCGCAGACGCAUUGUGUAUCCUCCUUGAAAACGUGUCUUCAGGUCUGGUUGUGUAUCCAGCAGUCAUCAGCAGCCGUCUGCAGCAGGAGCUCCCAUUCAUGGCAACAGAAACAAUGAUUAUGAGGAUGAGCGAGAAAGGCGCCAGCAGACAAGAGACCCAUGAGCAGAUUCGAGUCUUGUCCCACCAAGCCGGUGCGGCCGUGAAACAAGAAGGCAAGGCGAAUGACCUGGUCGAGCGGGUGAAAAAAGAGAAAUAUUUUGAACCCAUCUGGAAUGAACUGACCGAAGACGACUUGCUGAGCCCAGCCAAAUUUGUUGGGAGAUCUGCUGAACAGGUUGACGAAUUUGUUCAGGAAGAGGUUGAACCGGCUCUGGCGCCAUACAAGGAUCUGAUUCUGAACAGUGGCACUGCUGAAAUCCACGUUUAA